Teleopsis dalmanni is the source of this 6051-nucleotide messenger RNA. It is a transcript of the gene mop, whose product is annotated as tyrosine-protein phosphatase non-receptor type 23. Gene Ontology annotation, molecular function: protein binding; protein tyrosine phosphatase activity. Gene Ontology annotation, cellular component: endosome. The record is from RefSeq and is a predicted model, not a curated record. Bases 134 to 5902 code for a protein of 1922 amino acids. Gene Ontology annotation, biological process: early endosome to late endosome transport; protein dephosphorylation; endocytic recycling. NCBI's taxonomy places the organism in Eukaryota, Metazoa, Arthropoda, Insecta, Diptera, Diopsidae. The transcript has 12 exons.
AAGAAAUUCGAUUGCAAAAGAAAAGAUUGUGCUGCUCAUUAAAUUCAUGUUUUUGUAAUUUAAUUAUAUAUAUGUUAUAAAGAAGUUAAGAUUUUUGUAGUGCUGUAAAGUUAAAAUAAUAAAACAUAUAAAUAUGGAAGCUGUGCCGCGUUUGCAUAUGCUUUGGUUUGCGUUAAAGUCGAGUCCGGAGGGCACGUCUUUCGCCAAUUUAAAAAAGUAUAUUGCAGAGGUGUAUCAAGAAAAUCCCGAUGCCUAUUCGAAGGAUGUAUUUGCAUUGGAGACGCUACGCAAUCAAGCCAUGCAUCCCACAAAAGAUGGUUAUGCGAUAAUGAAACGUUAUUACUGUCAGCUGCAUUCGCUGCAAAAUCGUUUCCCACAACUUGCAGGCAAUAACUUCUUCACUUUUACCUGGAAGGAUCUUUAUCAAAGCCAUGUACACGAAGUCACAGAUAUGCGCUUUGAAAUGGCUGCUGUGCUCUUCAAUAUCGCCGCAUCUCAUACACAGGUGGGUGCUUCAGUUACGCGUGGUGAUGUAGAUGGCAUGAAAUUGGCAUGCACACACUUCCAAUGCGCCGCCUGGGCCUUUGGUGAACUACGUGAACGCUACACUAACGUCAACUCUGGUAAUGACUUCAUGACAACUGAGCUUUUGGUGUUCAUGCAACAAGUGUCCUAUGCACAAGCACAAGAGUGCAUUUUGGAAAAAUCACUCAUUGAUAAUCGUAAACCUAAUAUUGUGGCCAAAGUGACCGCGCAGAUAAUUGUGUAUUAUGGUGCUGCGUUGGCGGCCCUACUGACUGGAGGUGAUGAUGGUCCAGUGUCACAAGUGAUUGAAAGUUCAGUUUAUAAAUUGUGGAAAAAAUAUGUACGCUUCAAAAUUGCAUAUUUGAAUUGUAUAUUGUUUUUAUACCAAGGACAGCAUUCCGAAGAACAGCAAAAAAUGGGUGAACGGGUUACCUUAUAUCAGGCUGCCUGGGAUAAGCUGGAGGAAGCACGUAAAGAAUCGAAAGGGUUACCAGAUCAAAAGGAAAUAAUGGAGUCUCUAGUUUUCACGGCUGACGUAGUAGAGGCGAAACGAAAAAAUGCUAAAAAUGAAAAUGAAUUCAUAUACCAUGAGGCAGUGCCUGAACUUACAAGUAUAAGCGCAGUACAGGGUGCGAAUCUAGUUAAAGGUACACCAUUUAGUGUAACUGAUCCUGAAGUUUGUGGAGAAGAUAUAUUUGCGCGUUUAGUACCAAUGAAAGCGCAUGAAGCAAGUUCGUUGUACAGUGAAGAAAAAGCAAAAUUAUUACGAAAAUAUGGUGAACGUAUAGAACAACAUGAAACCGAAUUAGCUACCUUCAUGAGUUCCCUGUCUUUAGAUAAUCUCAAUAUAAAUGAGGAAAAAGCUAACAAAAUACCACAAGGCAUAGUAGACCGCUGUGCAGCUUUAAAUGCAAAUAAUAAUGCUAUUCCAGAUUUAAUAUCUGCUAUGUCACAGCUUGCAGAAAUAUGUACAGAUGUUGAAAAUAAUCUCAAAGAAAUGAGUACUGUUUUAGCAGAGGAAGAGCGACAGGAACAUGAAUUUCAAACGCUAACAGGUGUGAAGCGAACGCCUAAUACACAUUUCAUAGAACUUACUAGGGAAUACCAGAAAUACACUGAAGCACACAGUCGUGCUGGUGAAUCAAAUGACACAUUACGCAAAGCAAUGGAACUUCAUGUUAAUAAUUUAAAAAUACUCUCACGUCCAUUGCAAGAGAUACAACAAUCAGUUCCGAAACUUAGCUCUGAACUGAAUACCGCAGAGAUUUUUAAAGAAGUCAAAUUAAUUGUGAAUAAAGUAAAUGAGAUGAAGGCACAACGUUCUCAAUUUCAUGCAGAUUUACGUAUCGCUGUCAAUGAUGACGACAUAACUUCUAAAGUAAUUGCACACGGAUCCGAGGAGGGUCUAGAAAAUUUAUUUGAAAAAGAAAUCAGCAAACAUGAACGUUUAACACAGCUAAUCGAUCAAAAUCUACUAGCACAGAAAAAUAUUUUACAAGCUCUGACGGAUUCUUAUGCUAAAGCAGCACCAGUGCUAAAAACUUUAGCGGAUGUGAAACAUAAAAGAGAUUCUUUCUUCUCUUCAUUAGCUGCAUCAUAUGAUGUUUAUGAAGAUCUUCUAGCCAAAUCUGCUAAAGGCUUGGAAUUUUAUAAAAAACUGUCAGGUAAUGUACAAAAACUACUCACCCGUUUCAAAUCAGCUCGUGAUGUUCAAUCAGAAGAGCGACAACAACGUUUAAAAAGUGUUAGCAACAAUAAAACUCCGGUACCCAAUAUGUUUGUUCCCCCAAACACUAACACAACUUCAAAUACGCCAAAAUUACGCGAUUACUUAAAAUCCAAAAAUGCUACUGCUACUAGCACUUCUAACACAGGACUAACAGAUAAUACAUUAAACACAAAUCAAACAAUAUCUGCAAAUCAAUAUAUACCACCGGUAAGACCAAGUCCUUUGGGUUCAGAAAAUCCUACUCAAGCUGUAUGUUCAAGUAAUUACUAUCCAACUGCUGUAAAUUCAACAGCACCAAAUGAGCCACCACCACCCUACAGUUUGCAACAAACGCAAUUCUAUAACCCCAGUGCACCGGGUUAUAAUCCUAUGCACCAACAACAACCACAGCAAUAUAUAGCACCACCCGCAUAUACUUUACAAGCAUCGCCAAAUUCACGUUUUACUAAUCUAAAUGAGAAUAUGGCAAAUAUGUCACUUGCCAACAAUUAUAAUUCAACCCAACAACAAUUAUUGCAGCAGUAUAGUCAAGCUAGUAAUGCAUUACAACAACAACUACCCAUGCAACAAUCACUUCAACAGCAACAUUUAUUGCAACAGCAGCAACAACUAUUGCAACAACAACAAAUGACGCAACAACAGCGAUUACAACAGCAACAACAACCUUUACAACAGCAACAACAACCUUUGCAACAACAACAACAGCCUUUACAACCGCAACAACAGCAUUUGCCACACCCACAACAGCAGCAACAGUUAUUACAACCGCAGCAACAAGCAUUGCAACAGCAACAACAGCCUUUGCAACCGCAACAACAACUUUUGCAUCAGCAGCAACAGAUAUUACAACCGCAGCAACAACAACUUUUGCAACCUCAACAACAACAGCCUUUGCAGUCUCAGCAGCAGCCAUUGCAACAACAACAGCCAUUGCAACCACAACAAACAUUGCAACAGCAACAAUUAUCAGUACACCAGCAGCAACCACUGCAACAACAGUUACCGACAAUGCAACAAUAUGCACAUCCACAACAAUUGAAUUAUGACGCUGGACUAAUGCAACGAAAUCAACUGGUAAAUAACACUAAUGCUACAUCCAGUAACUCUAAUUUGCCACAGCAAUUUGUUGGUAUUGCAAGCACAUCAAAUCCACAAACUUUAAGUGGAGUUAACGCUGCACAACAACCUAUAUCGAGUAAUACAAAACAAAUAGGAGGCAUGCCAGCUACGCCUUACAACAGCGAUCAGCUGUCACAGCAAACAAUAAAUUAUCCAACACCGAAUCUACAACAACAAAAUAAUAGCAUCAAUACUAGUAAACCUAAUGCAACUAUAUCUUAUGAUAACCAGGCGAAUAUGGGUCAACAACCGCUCUCCGCUCAAUUGCCAAAUCAAAUAAACGCAGUCUUUGGCCAAACUCAAAAUAUUCAAGGUUCCUUACAACAAAAUCCCAUGCAACAAAUUCCACAAACACUGCAAGCACCAUAUGUUGUAAGUUCACAACAAAAUAUGCAAGAAUUGGCUGCUAAGAAUAUGAUGGCUUCAUCUACAUCUACUACAACGGCUAACACAUCUUUCAGUAAGUACGGCUCUAUGACCAAACAUCCUGGUUAUAGUUUCAACCCACAAACUGGAAUUUAUGAAUAUGGCAGCGGAUAUCAACAAACAAACAAUGCAAAUAAACAAUUCUAUGGACAAUAUACAUCAGCAUUAGUUUUACAGAAUGCGACACAAGUUGCAACCACAGAUUCUGAAAAUGCAAACAAAAUGAAUAUUGCAACUGGAUUUGAGUCUCCUGUUAUAUCUCACACAAAAGGCCAUGUCACAGAAAAUAAACUUGAUAACUUACAAUACUAUACACUUCCAUAUGGCUAUCAAUCAAAUGGUACAGCUCACCAGAACGUUCCAAAUUCUGCUGCGCCAAAUGCAAUGCCAGCUGUUACUAAUCUAAAUGCUCAGCAGCAAUUACAGGACCCGUAUACAUCACAACCACAGCAACAAGCACAACGACACUCCACUUACAUGCAGAGUGGCAGUGCUGCUAUUGCUAAUACACAAACUACCAAAAGUGCAGCUGAGUACGCUUCAAGUUCUCAGCAAGGCACACCAAAUAAUAUACAAAAAUCGAAUACGGAAAGUCCGAAUGUUACCAAAAGUGCUACAACCGCACCAGCUGCAGCGAGGAAUGUAAAAAAAUCCUCCAAUAUUGAUUUGCUUACUGGUAUAGAUUUUUCCGAAACUGCGACUAAUGUACCAGCACCUAUUCUGCCAGCACCCAUUUUAAAACCAGAAAUAGUCGCCAGUCCUGCACCAAGUCAAACAGGUGCAGCAACAGAACCGCAGACAGAAGUGGUAGAAGAAAUAAAAAAACCAAUUGAGGUGAAAGAUAUUAAGACCGUAAUCCCCAAUGAAACCGUGCAAUCAACCGUAUAUUCAACAUCGUCAGUACCAUUGCAAUUAUCAACGCCUACCGAUGCGCCUAUGACACGUAAACUAAGUUUCGAUAAUAUAUCGAUUUGCUCCGAUCUAAGUUCACUUGAUAAUAACUUCGAUUGGGAUUCUGUCUCACAAAUAAAAGCAGAUAAACAUUCCACAACAACGUCCACAACAUUCCUACUGAAACCAUUCGAUCCUUUUACCGAUGAUAAAAUACUAAAGUACUUUCACAAAGAAGUUGAACGUUAUGAAAAAUUAAUCGAAAGCUUAAAUAUAAAAAUGUUGAAUGGUAACACACAACUUUCUGCGAAAUGGAAAGAACUUCAAGAUAUGUUAGCUAAAGACAUGAACAACCGUACAACUACAGUUGCAAAAUUAUUUCCAGAGAAAAAUCGUUCAUUGGAUUGCUUACCGUACGAUCAUGCACGAGUUAAAUUAGAAAAAAAUACCGAUGAUUACAUUAAUGCAGCUUAUUUAAAUAAUCUUGGUUUUGGUUGCCCAAAUUUGAUUAUUGCGCAAACACCACAGCAAAACACAAUACACGACUUCUGGUCAAUGGUUUGGUCACAAAAAGCACGCACUGUUGUAUGUUUACAUACACCAAAUGAGAUGCUCGAUCCCUAUUGGCCGCAAAAUAUUAACAUAGAAACACAUUAUGAUGAUUAUACCAUAAAAUGUACUGAAAUUAAAACAUUGUCAUAUUGUACGAAAUAUAGUAUAAAAUUGUCAAUGCAUGGCGCUGAUCCUAUAAUUGAUGUGUCCGUUCUACAAAUUAAAGCUUGGACUAAAGGUAUACAAGCUCAACUCAUUGGUAUUGCAAGUAAUGCCUUGAAUGUGCAUCAGGAAAACUGUUUGGAAUUCAACACUUCAAACUCUCCCUUAAUAAUGAAUUGUUUAACAGGCUCUGAACGCUCUGAGUUAGUUACGAUAGCACUUUGUGCCAUUUUAGCUACACAAAAUAAACGUCCAACUCUGAUAAAUAUUGUUGAUGUUUGGUAUCAUAUUUCGUGUCAACGGCAAAAUGCUUUACGCGAUUCAAAUACGCUGGAACAAUCGAUGCAAAUUGUUUUGAGUCAUGCACAUGAUGUGCUUAAUAAACGUGGCAUUAUGACUUCAUAUCAAAUGAAGAUUGCACCACAAGUUGCUUCUAAAGAAAAGGAAGAAAUGAAAGAUCCACUUAACGAACUAGAUCCACUGUGGAAAUUAAAAUGAAAAAUUCAAACUACUACAAAAAUAAAUAUAACUGAAGGUUUGAAUAGAGUUGAAUUGACUCAACUAUAACUGCAUACAGUCUGAAAGUGAAUAAAAAUAAUUAUCUGGAUUUAAUUCAAUUUAAUUUUUAUUUGAAUUAAUUAAUUUUU